ACAGACGUACAAAUUACGCCUACGUGCAAAGUUCCAAAAUAUGACAUUUUUAGAAUUUUUACUCAUUCUGCUGGUGCUCUAUUAUGUUGGCUAUAUUGUGCUCUGGAUCCUUCUCGAUUGCAAUGUGUCACUGUGGUACAAAUCGCGCUUUGGCGUCUCGUUGUCGACCAUGCGCGGACAGGUGGUUUGGAUAACGGGCGCCUCGAGCGGCAUUGGACGCGCUCUGGCGGUCAGCCUGGCACGGCAUGGAGUGCGUCUGGUGCUGAGUGCCCGACGUGUCAAGCAGCUGGAGGACGUUCAAGCCGAAUGCCUGGAAGCGGCACGCGGACUCCUAGCGCAGAAUGAUGUGCUCAUAUUGCCCAUGGACAUGUUGCAGCUGGAGAAUCAUCAAUCCCAUCUGUACACGGUGCUCAAUCACUUCGAUCGUCUGGACGUGCUGGUAAACAAUGCGGGUCGUUCGCAACGCGCCAACUGGACGGAAAUCGAGAUUCAGGUGGAUCGAGAUCUCUUCGAGCUGGACGUGUUUUCCGUGAUUCACUUGUCGCGUAUUGUGGUGCGCUACUUUCUGGAACAGAAUGGGGGACGGGGCCACAUUGCAGCCACGUCCAGUAUAGCUGGCUUCUCGCCGGUUCCAUUCUCGGCCACAUAUUGCGCGGCGAAACAUGCGUUGAAUGCCUACCUGAGCGCAUUGAAAGUGGAGCAGCGCAAACUAGAUGUGACGAUCUUUGCCCCGGGACCGAUUGCCACCGACUUUCUGCUGGAGGCAUUCACGGGAACCGAUGGUCGCAAGCUUGGCGGCAGCACGGCCAACCAGAAGCGUCUGACUGCGAAGCGUUGCGGCUGGCUCUUUGCCGUCGCAUUGGCCAACAAAAUGGAUGUCACCUGGUGUGGCUUGUUCCCCGUCAAUGCGUUAGCUUAUUGUGCACGCAAUCCGACGCUUACCAAAAUCAUCGGACAUUUUAUGACCGAGAAGAGGCUGAACAAUAUUCGCGAAGGUAAAUUGUAAUCAUUAUACAAAUACAUACACAAUAUAUAUUGUGUAGAAGGGCGUUCCGAGAGGUGUGUGGGUCAAGUGUUAUUAUUAACAUGCGCAUCCGAUUAAAAAGAUUAAAAGAUGUGGUGCAGCUGUCCCUGCACCCCUUACGUGAACGUCCUAUACACAUACCUACAUUUUGAACACUUGAAACAAAUGUACAAUAAUAUAAAGACUUGAAGUUUAA
Drosophila grimshawi is the source of this 1220-nucleotide messenger RNA. Its product is annotated as dehydrogenase/reductase SDR family member 7. The record is from RefSeq and is a predicted model, not a curated record. The transcript has a single exon. The coding region runs from base 41 to 1006 and encodes 321 amino acids. Lineage: Eukaryota; Metazoa; Arthropoda; Insecta; Diptera; Drosophilidae.